CUUAGAACAGGUUCAGGGUUAUGAGAAUGGUUUGAGAAAAUGAAAAGAGACACUCAAAAAAUGAGCACAAAGAAAACUUAGCAUAAGGCUUCACUUUGCCCUUUGUCUUGUCACUUCAAAAUCCUUAAAUCAACUUUGUUUCCUAAUCCGUCCUCCCUAUCUAUAUAUACAACUGCUUAAGGAAACUUGGAGAGACACCAAUGAGAUUAAAUGGAUGACAUCCCUGCUGUGCUUGCCCUUGAUCUCCUAGUCUGAUGAAUCAAAUGCCUGUAUAUUGUCUUCACCAUAACAUUCAGGGAGGGAAAAGUCUUCUUCUCUCUGCCUCUGCUAACUAUGAACUCAGCCACAACUGAGCCACAAAAACAGGAAGAGCUGCUAUUCUUUGGGAUAUCAGUGCCUGCAGGACCAGACUGACCCUUUUUGAUAGUUCAGGAAGACACCAUGUGUUGAUAGAUCAUUUCCUGGGGUUUUUCCUGUUAUGCUUUUUUUCUUUUUUUCUUCUGUUUCGCUGGCUUCCUGCCUUGAACUACAUUUGCUAUGGCUUUAAACAAUGUUGAAAUGCAGAGAUGUUUGCAAAACCGUCGCUCAACCAUCAACUGUCUGCCAAAAGGUGUGGUGGACAACAAAACAUUUCCAUUUUCUCAGGAGAAAACAGUCAAAGGAUGGAAAUCUCUGGAGAAUCUGGACAGUCCUGGAAUCAAAUCAGCAGACGGACAGGAAUUGCAACAGAGCAUCAAUGUUAAUGUUGGGGGUAAAGUUUUUCGUAUCCCCAAAAAGUAUGUCAUUAAAUAUCCUCAAACUCGGAUAGGCUCACUGGCUCUCUGCAGGGAUCAAGCAAAAGUCUUCACACUGUGUGAUGACUACUCUGUACACAAGAACGAAUUCUUCUUUGACCGUGACCCUGCCUUUUUCCACCAUGUCUUUCAUUUCUACAAAAGUGGAGUACUGUGGAUAGUACGGGAAAUGUGUCCCAUCAACUUCGAAGAGGAGAUUACAUACUGGGGCCUGAGCCUGAAGGACACCCAGCUCUGCUGUUGGAUGGUCUUCCAGGAGAAGGUCGAUGAGGUGAAGGAGGACCUGAAAGUGGAGAGGGAGCUGAUGGCUGAGAUCGAGGUGAAGCAGGAUGAUGAGUGUUUCGAGGGCAUGAUCUUUGGCAAUAUGCGGAAAACUCUUUGGAACAUUGUGGAGAAUCCAUACUCUUCAACUCUGGCGAAGGCUUUCAGUGUGCUCUCCAACCUUUUUGUUCUUUUCUCCAUUGUUGCAAUGACUCUUAACACUGUGGAGGAACUUCAAAAGUACAGAAUCAAUGACAAAACCCACAUGGAAUGGGUUGAGGUCAUCACCAUUGUGUUCUUCACCUUUGAAUAUUUAAUUCGCCUUGUCACCACUCCGAACAUCAAAAUGUUUCUGCAGAGUGGACUCAACUUUGUCGACAUGGUGGCAGUCAUGCCUUAUUUUGUCCAAAUUGUCUCUGAAGCGUUUUCUGAUGCCGAGGAUGUGAAUGCACAGGAAGAGCUAAGGGCCAUGGCUCAGGUCAGUAAGCUUAGCCAUGUCCUUAAAGUCAUCAAGCUGCUGCGAAUCUUUCGGAUCUUGAAGCUGGCUCGACACUCCACCGGCAUGAGAGCGUUUGGCUUCACUCUGCGGCAGUGUUAUCAGCAGGCCAGUUGCAUUUUCCUUUUCAUUGCCAUGGGGAUCUUCACUUUCUCUGCUCUUCUUCAUUCAGCCGAGAGGGAAACCAAGGAAUCUCCAGUCAGCAGUAUCCCACUUGCUUGGUGGUGGGCUGCUGUCAGCAUUUCCACUGUGGGUUAUGGGGAUGUGGUUCCUGUAACCAUCCUGGGCCGCAUCGUGGCCUUUGCCUGCAUCUCGUUUGGAAUCAUUCUUAAUGGCAUGCCAAUCUCUUUUCUGUUUAACAAAUUCUCUGAUUACUAUGCCAAGCUAAAAGCCCAGGAAUGCAACACCACCUUAGUGAAACGGCGCUUUCAGCUCAAGAGGCGCCUCAGGCGCAAACUGGACAUAUGUUUUCAUCCCUCGGAGGAAGACAAUAGUACAGAGAAUCACGGCGAAUGCCCACAUUGAGUGGAUCUUAAAAAUGUGUUAAUGGGCAGUCUUCAGUGUGAAGUGAAUGGUUUCUUUGCACAGGUGCAAUGUCACCCACUCCUUUCCAGUGACUACCAGUACACCUACACCUGCCUCAUCAGACAGAUAGUUGACAACUCUUUUCAAAUAACUUGUUAUGUUACUGUGUCUGGAAUAGGGUCCCACUCAAGUUGCACAUGACUCACAUGCACAGAGACUCUUAAUUCAACUUGAACUUGAACCUGUCAACUGUAAACGACGAGUGCCUGAACUUUCUGAUUAAAACAGACUGAUGACUUGAAUUAGAUCUCUGGUGGCACCAACGGUAAAAAAAAUUCCCCAAAAUUAAAGUCAGUAUUUAAGAACAGCUUGGCAUUGAAAUGCUGUUUUGGUUAAAUGAAGAAGUCUGGUGAUGAAGAGUACCACCUUUUGUUGUUGUCAUUACAUAUGGAUUUUUUUAAAGCACGUUUUAUGUUUUAUAAUUCAUUUGUAGUUAGCUUGCCUGCACCUGUCCUGUCAAUAUUCCUUUGUUUGAAUAUUUUGUAAUGUUUCCACGUUAAAAAUCAAAUUAAACCUGAACCCAAUGGACGUCAUCCACUGAUCCUGCUUGAGGUUUGCUCUGUAACCUUUCAUAAGUUUGAAAAGCAUUUCCUGUAAUUGUGGUAAUGUGCUUAGCUCUUGUCUGCUCAUUGGAUGUAAACAGAUAAACAGAUAAAAAGCUAACCAGCUUCAGUCUUUAUCAAACAGCUAUGAAAGUGAUAUCUUCUCAUCUAGCUCUGUGUCACAAAAGUGAAUAACUGAAACAUGAUUAUUUUUGUUA
Molecule: messenger RNA, 2896 nt
Organism: Scatophagus argus
Lineage: Eukaryota; Metazoa; Chordata; Actinopteri; Scatophagidae
Product: potassium voltage-gated channel subfamily V member 2-like
Exons: 2
Coding region: 538-2076 (512 amino acids)
Biological process (GO): potassium ion transmembrane transport; protein homooligomerization
Cellular component (GO): membrane; voltage-gated potassium channel complex
Molecular function (GO): delayed rectifier potassium channel activity
Source: RefSeq, a predicted model, not a curated record